Messenger RNA from Monodelphis domestica (gray short-tailed opossum), 1680 nucleotides. It is a transcript of the gene PMM1, whose product is annotated as phosphomannomutase 1. Gene Ontology annotation, cellular component: cytosol. The record is from RefSeq and is a predicted model, not a curated record. Gene Ontology annotation, biological process: protein N-linked glycosylation; GDP-mannose biosynthetic process; mannose metabolic process. Gene Ontology annotation, molecular function: phosphomannomutase activity. Lineage: Eukaryota; Metazoa; Chordata; Mammalia; Didelphimorphia; Didelphidae.
GCUUUGGGUUUCUUCACCGGCCUGAGGACGUUGGUUGCCUUUCCUUCCCAAGAGGACGGGCCAGAGGCUGAAGGAGGACCGCGGGAUCUCCGCGGACGGAGGCGGGACCGCCAGGGGAGGGGCGCGGCUCGGACCCUGGGCCUCUCCUCAGCUGCAGUCGCCGCCCUACAAAGCUCUGGAAGGUUUCAAGCCCCCCUCGGCUCCCAGCAGCCAGCGCGAUGCUCGGCCCUUUAAUCCCCAGCCCGACACCUCUCCGGGCUUGGCCCCGGACAACGCACGUCCUCCCAGAGCACAGCGGGUCAGUGCGGCCGCAGGCGCGGAGCCCCCUCCCCCCGGGCGGGGCGGGGCGGGGCUAGGCCUCUCCUCCGGGCUGUCCCCUCGGGCAGGGUGUGUGCAGCCAGCUGGUCUGCGCCCGCCCCGCCCCGCCCCGCCCCCUCCCGCCUCCUUCCUCUUCCAGCGCUCGGAGCCCGCGGCCCUCCUGCCGCCGCCGCCUCUGCCUCCGCCGCCGCUCGUCUGGGCCUCGGUCAUGGCCAACGGGGAAGCGUCCCGGAGGAAGGAGCGCGUCCUCUGCCUGUUCGACGUGGACGGGACCCUCACCCCGGCUCGCCAGAAAAUCGACCCCGAGGUGGCGGCCUUCCUCCAGGAGCUCCGGGGCCGCGUGAAGAUCGGGGUGGUGGGCGGCUCGGACUACUCCAAGAUCGCCGAGCAGCUGGGCGAGGGCGACGAAGUCAUAGAGAAGUUCGAUUACGUCUUCGCCGAGAAUGGGACGGUGCAGUACAAGAACGGACGGCUGCUCUCCAAGCAGACCAUCCAGAACCACCUCGGGGAGGAGCUGCUGCAGGACCUCAUCAACUUCUGCCUCAACUACAUGGCGCUGCUGAAGCUGCCCAAGAAGCGCGGGACCUUCAUCGAGUUCCGGAACGGGAUGCUGAACGUGUCCCCCAUCGGCCGGAGCUGUACCCUGGAGGAGAGGAUCGAGUUCUCGGAGCUGGACAAGCAGUCCAGCCACCCUGAUGGCCUCAGCUUGCCCGUCUGUAAAAUGAGCCAGAGGAGGCGGAGUCUUUGGGGGGGCACCGAGCGAGGCGAUCUCCCUGCCUCCGUGAGGACCCCCUCGGGCCGGCCGGGGCUCCUCCUCCGGGAAGGGCUCCAAGCCUUCCCCUCCGCUCCCUUUCCAGAAAGAGAGGAUCCGCGAGAAGUUUGUGGAGGCCCUCAAGACCGAGUUUGCCGGCAAGGGGCUGAGGUUCUCGCGAGGCGGCAUGAUCAGCUUCGACGUGUUCCCCGAGGGCUGGGACAAGCGCUACUGCCUGGACCGCCUGGACCAGGAGAGCUUCGACACCAUCCACUUCUUUGGCAACGAGACCGGCCCGGGAGGGAACGACUACGAGAUCUAUGACGACCCCCGCACGGUGGGCCACAGCGUGGCGUCCCCCCAGGACACGGUGCAGAGGUGCCGGGAGCUCUUCUUCCCCGAGAGCGCCCACGAGGCGUGAGGCUGCGCCCGCCCGGAGUGCCAGCCGGACAUGCGGGGGAGGGCAUGGGGGGGGCAGCGGCUUCUCCCCCCUCUCCCCGGCCUUCCCAGAGCAGCUUGGGGAGGGGCUGCCCGGCCCUGACCUCUGACCUGGCGCGGGGGGGGGGAGACCUCUUGGGCAGGUCAGUCUAUUAAAGGACAGAAAGCUCCGG